GGUCCCGCCGGCGUGGAACGUGCCUGGCCGUCACCGCCUUUCCUCCUCACCACCACAGCAACACCAUGGGCGCCGAAGCACGCAGCUCCAUCGCGGACCAGCCAACGCAGCUCAGUGCGCUCAUCGUCGGCGGCGGCGUCAGCGGCAUUGCGGCGGCGUGCCGUCUGCAGAUGGACCUCGGCGUGCACGACUUUCUAAUCUUUGAGCGCAGCUCGGGCCUCGGCGGCACGUGGUACAACAACCGCUACCCGGGCGUCGGCUGCGAUGUGCCGACGCGCCUCUACUCGCUCUCCUUUGCGCAGCGUCCCAACUGGAAGCACUUCUUUAGCCUCGGGCCCGACAUCCGCGACUACCUGCAGGACGUCGCGCGCCAGUUCAACCUUCCCGGACGCACGCGCCUCAACACGCAGGUGCUGAGCGCCACCUGGAUCCCUGCCCGCACACACUGGUUCGUCAAGUCGCGCGACGAGGCGGGCGUCGAGCGCGAGCACACGGCACGCAUCCUCGUGUGCGGCACGGGCGCCCUGUCCAUCCCGCGCGAGCCCGACACGCCCGGCUGGCAGAGCUUCAAGGGCCCGCUCUUCCACAGCGCCGAGUGGCGCUCAGACGUCGACUGCACGGGCAAGGACGUCGUCGUGAUCGGCAACGGCUGCAGUGCCACACAGAUCAUCCCCGUGCUCGCGCCGCACACCAAGAGUCUCACGCAGAUCGUGCGCACGCGGCACUGGAUCGUGCCGCAGCUCAAGAGCCCAUUCGACAACGCCGCCUGGCGAUGGAUGGAGAGGAACAUCCCCGGCGUUGUGGCAUUCGAGCGCGGGCUGCUGGUCGUUCUGCUCGAGUCCAUGUUCGUGCAGGCGCUCAAGGCCGAGGGCGGCCCGGCGCGCGCCCGCUUUGCCAAGCUGUGCCACAAGUACAUCAAGGAGUGUGCGCCACCGGAGUACCACGACCUGCUGCUGCCCAACGAGGCCGAGAUCCCGGUUGCCUGCAAGCGGCGCGUCUUUGACGCCGGCUAUAUCCCGGCGCUGGGGCGCAGCAACGUCGAGCUGUGCGGCGACCAAGCAAAGGAGAUCACCGAGGACGGCGUGAUCCUCGAGAGCGGGCGCAAGCUCAAGGCCGAUGUCAUCAUCACUGCCAACGGCUUCAAGACGGAUGGCGCGAUGCUCAUGGACAUCACCAACGGCGAGGGCGUCACGCUUGCAGAGCACUGGAAGCGCUCCGCUGGCGUGCCCGAGGCGUACCGCGGCACGCUGGUCAACACUUUCCCCAACAUGUUCCUGCUCUUCGGCCCGAACACCGUCACAGGCCACUUCAGUGCGAUCUGGACCAUCGAGCGCUCCGUCGAGCUCAUGACGUCGCUGCUGCGGCCCGUCUUCCUGCGGCCAUCGAAGAGCGCCGAGGCCAAGUGCUGCAAUGGCCCGCUACAGCGCAGUGCUGGACGUGCAGUGCAGGUGCGCAAGGACGCCGAGGAGGUCGAGCAGGUCUUCAUCCAGGAGUCGAUGAAGGACCUCGUCUUCUCUGCCGGCUGCGGCGCCUGGUAUGCGGACCCGGCCACGGGCAAGGUGACAGCCAUCUCACCGAGCCUGCAAACGACGUACCUCGUGCGCACACGCUUUCCGGUCUUCAGCGACGUGCGCUACACGGGCCUCUCGAAGCUGCAGGCGUGGUUCAGCUGGCGCCUCUCGCAGCGCAUCGGCAGCUUCCUGCGCCUCGGCGCCGUACCAGACCUGCGCUCCGACGCUGCGGCACGGCGGGGCUUCCUGCUGCGCCUGCUGCGGCGCCUCACCUGGCCGGCGCACCUGCUCGCCGACGCGGCGUUUGGCAAGAUGCUGCGCGCCAGCAGCUACGCCAUCGACCACAUCCUCACGUGGCGCUACCCGCCCACGUACGUGCAGGCGCAGAAGCUGCGCGCCGCAGGCAAGUAUCGCGAGGUGGGCACGGCAUGAGGCGCAGAUGUAGAGAGCAGCGACGGCUUGCAAUCAUGAGAUCGCUCCC
Messenger RNA from Tilletiopsis washingtonensis, 1992 nucleotides. RefSeq names its product FAD/NAD(P)-binding domain-containing protein. The coding region runs from base 66 to 1943 and encodes 625 amino acids. Gene Ontology annotation, molecular function: NADP binding; N,N-dimethylaniline monooxygenase activity; flavin adenine dinucleotide binding. The transcript is spliced from 10 exons. NCBI's taxonomy places the organism in Eukaryota, Fungi, Basidiomycota, Exobasidiomycetes, Entylomatales. The record is from RefSeq and is a predicted model, not a curated record.